UUUAGAAUUUAGAAUUUUAGGUUUAGAGUUUAGGGUUUAGGGUUUAUGGUUUUGGGUUUUGGGUUUAGAAUUUAGAAUUUUAGGUUUAGAGUUCAGGAUUUAGGGUUUAUGGUUUAGAGUUUUGGGUUUUAGGUUUAGAAAUUAGGGUUUAGAUUUUAAGAUUUAGAGUUUAGGAUUUGAGGUUUAGGGUUUAGAUAUUAGAUUUUUAGAAUUUCGGGUUUUGUAGACGGCGUUAACGUCGGUGUUUUGUUUUCACCAAUUUUUUUAAAAUUUUAUUACCUUUUUAACUAAUCCUACAUGGUAAUUUGAUUGGUUAUAAAAGGUGAGGUGAAUUUAACCAUUCACCAUAGGGGUGAACCCAAGUAUUGUUCUUUUAAAAAUUAGAAAAUGAGGACAAAGCACUGUUUUCAUAGAUUCUUCAAAUAAUUCGACUUGAAUGAUGUUUAUGUAAUAUUCUACUAUCUGUAAACUUUUCUUCUUGUGAAUUUAAUUAAAAGGUUGAGAGUAUCAAACUUGUAAACUUUUCUUCUACUAUCUGUAAACAUUUAUAAAAAGGUUGACAUUGUCUAAACAAUGAUACUUGAUACCGCACAAGUCACAACUGAUUUUGAGUUAUUCGUGUUGGCAAAGAGCGCAUUAAUUAGGUACACAUGUAAACCUUUAAAAAGUAUGUUUAUAUAUCAGAAUAUAUUCGUAUACUAAACUAGCUCUAAGUAGAAUCUAUUUGUUCUACAACAUAUUUCCAUAGAUGAAUUAGUUCACCACAGGUCCACAGUUACAAAAAAAAAAGCUCACCAGAAACUUUAUAUUUUUCUAACAUGAAAAACUUUUUGAAAUACAUAGGUUUCAAUACGUAUAUGUGUUACAUAGGUUCGUAUUUAAUAUUCACAAAAUAAUCGGAUAUAUUUAGUAUGAGUAGAUCUGUAUUAAAUAUCUUAUAAUUUUUAAUUGGCUUUGUGUAUUAUCGAUAUAAAUAUUUAUAUAUCUAUAUAGUAUAGAGUAACAGUGUUUUGCGUAUAAAAAGUUAAAAUUAAACACUCUUAAAAAUAAAUUAUACAUUAUAAUUUCAAACUGUGAAGAUGCUGAGGGUCCACAAUUAUUUGUAACGAAUUCAUUAUUGGAUAAAGCAUAUAUAUGUUUAGUAUAACUUAGACCAUCUCCAACCCACCCUUAUUUCUAUCUCUAUAUUUUCCCCUAAAAUAGAGAAACUCUAUUAUAGAGGUGAAAAUGCUCCAAUGUAUGCCUCUAUAAUAGAGUUUCUCUAUUUAUAGGGGAAAAUAUAGAGAUAUGUUAUUUUCACCUCUAAAUAUAGAGGCAAAAAGUAACUUUCCUCUAUAUUUUCCUUUAAAAUAGAGGAACUCUAUUAUAGAGGCAUACAUUGGAGCAUUUUCACCUCUAUAAUAGAGAUUUCUAUUUUAGAGGAAAUUAUAGAGGUGUACAUUGGAGAUGCUCUUAGUACGUACGUAGUUAGGUAUAGAAAAUAGGAUGAUUCUAAAUUGCUAGUAUUUCUUUUUGAUUAGUUUCGAAAAUAAUCAUAUGGCUUAACACCUUCACUUAUUCAUCAAAUGAUAAAAUUAUAAUAGUUUUUAGUAGUCAAGAGAUUAGAGAUGAAAGGUGUGUUAUAUAUUGGAUAGGUCGAUUAAUUGAGUGGAAUAAAAGAUAUACAAAUAAACACUAGUAAGGACAUUUCAGUCAAUAAAACAUCCUUAUAUAUAUAACGUGGUCUUUCUCGCAAAGACAACAACACAUAGAACAACAAAGAACAAAUUUAAAAACUUUUUGAAACACUUACCUCUCUUUUUUCGUUCUGUUAAGAAAACUUAAGCGAUUUGUUAGCAAAAGAGAUAUGGGAAACAGUUUACGGUGUUGUUUAGCUUGUGUACUUCCAUGUGGAGCUUUAGAUUUGAUCCGAAUCGUACAUCUCAACGGCCAUGUUGACGAGAUUACUCGUCCGAUGACCGCAGGCGAGAUCCUUCAGGCGAAUCCUAACCAUGUCUUAAGCAAACCAUGUUCGCAAGGAGUUGUUCGUAAGAUCUUGAUCUUAUCUCCUGAAUCUGAGCUUAAGCGUGGAAGCAUCUAUUUUCUUAUACCGGAUACUUCCUUGCCGGAGAAGAAGAAGACAAAGAAGAAAAAGGAAGUCCAACGUCGGAAAAAGAGUCCUGAAAACGCCAAUGACAUCAAGAUUCAUCAUAUGGUGAGUACUAGUAAGGAUCUUGAUUUGACGUUGUGUGAGAAAUAUUUGGAAGAUGUUAUGUUGUCGUCGUCGAAGAAAUGUUUUCCGGCCGGUAAAGAAAAUCGUCACCGCCGGAGACAUAGUCGGCCGGCGUCGGUGUCCCUGUGGCGGCCUCAGCUUGCUAGCAUCUCUGAGGAUUUUUAAUGUCUUUUUUUUUUAUUCUUGGUUAAUACUGUCUAUUUUUCUUAAAAUUUUUUAAUCCGGAAAUCGGAUUUUAUUAACAACCCCGAUGAGAAUAUUUUCAUUUUUUAAGAAAAUAGUUUUGGUAAGAAGUCGAAAAGAAAAACUUUGUAAUGUACUAAUGUGGAUGAGAUCUAUGUUAAAUUGAUGAUCUAACUUCAGUCGUUCGUGGCAGAGGACAAAAUCAUAUAAUCCUUAUACAAAACACUAGGGCAGGAAUCGGAUUGUAGUAUACAAUUAAGAUUUUUUUUUUUUUUUGAAACAGUAUACAAUUGAGAAUAAAAUUCGAAAAUAUAUAGAAAACAGAGGCUUUUUUAACGUGAACCAAGUAGUAAUAACACGGAAUGGUAAAAUCGCGUGUGGGUUAAAAAAAUUAAUAAUUUAGUAUUUACUGAAGAAUUAUUUGGGUUGAGACAAACUGAUUAAUGGUUAAUUAAUGUCAACUAAUAAUGAAAGAUGUGGGAAUUUAAAGAAAACUGAAACUGAAUCAUAGUACGAGACAAAUUAUUUCAAUUAUAAACUUCACGACUUUUUAAACUGCAUGUUCAGCUGUUAUGCAACGUAUUUAGACCAGUUGGUUUUGUUUUAGAGUUUCGGUGGUUAAGUUUACAUGUUAUUUUGAUUAAUAAUGUGAACUUAAGACGACUAAUAAGAGUUUAAAAAAAGAGUGGACCAAUCAUGCAGGUUGUCACAUGUAGAUGUAGCCACGUAGGUGGACCAAUCGAAAAACCCUUUUAAAGCUGAAAAUUUAAAACAUAUGGUUCAAAUAAUACAAAAUGUUCAAUCAUAUAAAGGGCAAGAAAUAUUAAGACAUUUACUGUACAUCGACAAACUAAUAAAGGCCUCAAUGAUAUAUAAAUGAGAAAUAAUAAUAAUUGUAACUUGCUUCUGGAUUUGUGCACCCUUUCUGUUAGUGUUUUCUUGGAAUAUUUUUGGCAGAUUUAACUAUGGAGAGGGUGGUUAUUCAUGGGCAAAACCCAAGGAAAUGUUGACUUCAUCUUUAAAUUUAAUAGAAAUAAUAUAUACGUUGUAUAGUUCCUAAUUUUUUUUUUACAACAUUAUUAUAAUUUACCUUAAAAUAUAUAAAGCUUCUUAAAUCUCAAGAUCUGCCUGCUUAGAAAAUGUAUAUGUUUUUGAUGGUGCAACUCCACCAAGGGCAAUAUGAUACUGAUAAAAGCAUUGACAAUAGUUAGGCCUAAAACAAUUCAUGGCAAGCUAUUUUCUAAAGAAAUUAUAUAUGCAUCAAUGCAUGUCAUUUACCAAAAAUAGUUAUUUCUUUUUUGGGUAAAAAAGUUACUUAUUUUCUCUCUCUCUUAUUAACAUCAAACUAAAAAGUAAAGGAAAAAAAUCAUCUAGAAGUACUACAUGACAUGUCUUGAAUCGUUAUCCUCAGGCUCAACUUAAGAUUCCAAAUACAUCACCUCUUAUAUAAGAAAAAAAAAAGAAAAGAAAUAUAUCUCUAUAG
Molecule: messenger RNA, 3878 nt
Organism: Brassica rapa (field mustard)
Lineage: Eukaryota; Viridiplantae; Streptophyta; Magnoliopsida; Brassicales; Brassicaceae
Source: RefSeq, a predicted model, not a curated record